Messenger RNA from Necator americanus (New World hookworm), 342 nucleotides. RefSeq lists its product as uncharacterized. The transcript has a single exon. Lineage: Eukaryota; Metazoa; Nematoda; Chromadorea; Rhabditida; Ancylostomatidae. The record is from RefSeq and is a predicted model, not a curated record. Bases 1 to 342 code for a protein of 113 amino acids.
AUGCAUCGGUCUUCAGCUGAAUCUACAAAAGACGAUGUUCAUGCGGAACGGAUGGGUCUCGGAUGCCCCACUCACGCUCAACGGAACGAACAUAUCCGAAUGCACCAGCUACGUUUAUCUGGGUCGGGAACUGAACAUGAUGAACGACCUGACCCCCGAGCUGGGCAGGAGGAGACGAGCUGCUUGGGGAGCGUAAAAGAGCAUCGAGGAUGUGGUAAAGAAGACCAGGAACUCCCGGCUCCGUGCUCACCUCCUCAACACCACCGUACUUCCUGCUUUGACCUACGCUUCGGAAACCUCGGCAUUUCGCAAGCAGGAAGAAAACGCGGUGAGCGUCAUUGA